CUGCACCUGCAACUCACCACCAGACUCCAUUCGCCGAGCAGCGGCUUGCCAAAGCUUCAACACCUCGCCACCAGACUCCGAGAUACCCCGGCCGAGCCGACCGGCGCCGACGAACGGCAGCUAGCUAGCUGGUCAUGGAGGUUGAGGCGUUUCCGAUAGGGUUCACCAAGGGCAUCCGCUCCCACUGGCGCCGCCGCAAGUACCAGCGCCUCGAGAACGGCGAAGGCAGGUCGACCAGAGGCAACACCCAGCGCCUCGGCGGCGGCGCGCGGCGAGGCAGCGGCGGGUGGCGCGUGCGUCUGCGGGGGCUACUCGUCCGCCGGGUACGCGUCGUCCGCGCGGUCGUCGCGUUGCCCGGGCGGCUUCUGUGCCGGCUGCGGGACGCGUACGUGGGCGGCAUGCUGACGGUGGCCAGGAAGGCGGCGGUCACGGCGAUGCCCAGCGACGGGAUGUGGACCAAGCGUGUGCCAAGACGGAAGCACCAGAAGCUGCUGCUCCCCGGGGCGGCGGCGGCGCAACAGGGCGCGUCGGAGUUCGAGAAGCGGCUGGUGAUGGAGAUAUACAAGUCCAUCGUCGCCUCCAAGGAGCUCACCACCAUGCUCCACUCCUCCGCCACAACCGCGUCGUCAUCAACCUAGCUAGCUAGCUGUGCAUGUUGAUCUGAAGCGAGGUUUUCAAGUUCGUUUGCUCGCUUCCCUUUUUGAUUAUUGCUGCUACAAAUUACUCAGUGGAGUAGUAAGCAGUCGUCCACAGAGUGCUAUGUGUUCGUCCCAUGUAAAGCUGUAAGAACGAGAGAAAUCCCAACCUGUUCAAAGUAGUACCAAGGUAUCCCAAGUUUCAAAUGCCUCCACCAUUUGGUCGUGUGCACGUUACUGUCAAGGUAAUCUUUUCCA
Molecule: messenger RNA, 893 nt
Organism: Lolium rigidum
Lineage: Eukaryota; Viridiplantae; Streptophyta; Magnoliopsida; Poales; Poaceae
Exons: 1
Coding region: 135-638 (167 amino acids)
Source: RefSeq, a predicted model, not a curated record